Messenger RNA from Penicillium psychrosexuale, 1065 nucleotides. RefSeq lists its product as uncharacterized. Gene Ontology annotation, molecular function: DNA-binding transcription activator activity, RNA polymerase II-specific. The transcript is spliced from 3 exons. Bases 1 to 1065 code for a protein of 354 amino acids. The record is from RefSeq and is a predicted model, not a curated record. NCBI's taxonomy places the organism in Eukaryota, Fungi, Ascomycota, Eurotiomycetes, Eurotiales, Aspergillaceae. Gene Ontology annotation, biological process: regulation of transcription by RNA polymerase II.
AUGGAGUGUAGAUAUCCUCCUCCAAAUGAAGACGAGGACAGCCCUAUGGCAUCAUCUAGUGCCCAGGACGAAACAGAGUGUGGCACUGUGACCCCAUCAAGGGAUUUCACACAAGCAACACGCUUGCUUGAGACGAGAUUAUUCCACCAGUAUAUGACUUCAACGUACCAUACGCUGUCGCAGGAUGGACUGUCAGGACACCAUCUCUCCAUGACCAUUCCACGCAUGGCCGCAUCUUGCCCUUACCUGCUUGACAGCAUCCACGCAUUCUCAGCCUUACACUUGGCCUCGGUUGAAACUGAUAAUCGAGCUUCAUGGCUGAAUCAUGCCGUGCGAUAUCAGAGCCAGGCAUGCGCUGGACUAAGUAAGGUUCUUCCAGAAAUCUCACCACCAGAUUAUGAACCAGCAUUUGUCUCCUCCAUCAUCAUAAUGCUAUUCGCCAUGGGAUCUCGAGUACUGUCUCUUGAAAAUCGAACACUAGACCCGCUUUUGGUUGUUCUCGAGGCUCGUACAUUGAUGUCCGGCCCCGCCAUGCUUUUUUCCCGGAUACUUGAAGGAGGGGUUGACGCACAGCUGGAUGGAUGGCUGUGCACUCCUGACACACCAGAAAGCCUCGAAACUGGGAAACAUGAUCAUGGCGGCAACCCGGUCGAGAACACAGAUGUAUUAUUCAGCCUGCACAAAGAUAUAAUGAUGUCGUUAGUUCGACUUCGUGCGAUGAUUGACACAAGGGAAGGAUCGGAUCAACCGAUCUACUAUGCCACAUGGCAGCAGUUGCAUCGGGCCAUCGAGCCGUGGCCAAAAAUUGGACCGCAUGGUGGCCCCCUUGCAUGGCCCUUAUUCCUCUCCGACAAAUUUUCCUCGCUGCUCCAACAUGGCGAUUGGAUUGCCCGAGUUCUGUUUCUGCAUUAUGGAAUAGCUAUGCGUCUCCUGCGCCAUCGAUGGUACGUGCGCGACUGGGGUCGUCGGCUAGUAUUGGCCACACUGGAAACACUGGACAAAAUCCCUCAGGAGUGGGAGGAGACCAUGUCGUGGAUAAGACGAGCCGCUGCAAGGGAGGAUUAG